GCAAACAAAAAACGUGGUGCAAAUGGAAAAAACGCGCUGCAAGAAACAAAAACAAAUGCAUCAUCAUUAAAUGCGCUGCAAAUGGAGAAACGAUGCAAAGCACAAAACGACGCAUACCAAGAAAACACCUGCAAAAGAAAAACGCUGCAUAAAAAGUCACCACAACGGAAGUGCUCCAAACCUGCAGGGGGCGCUCUCAGUGUAACAGCUCAAUGGAGAGACACACCGGCUGGAGAGAGACAGGUACUCCUUAUGAGAGAGACGGAAAACGACUAUAAAUUACAGCGGGAACAAAUUAUUGUUACGGCCAAUAUGUUUUGUCCUUACUGCGGACACGAUCUGGGAACUACCGAUGUACCAAUGUCCUGUGGCUCAUGUGGCUCCAGUGUGCAUUUUUUAGCAGAAUAUGCAGACGGGUCAGCAUCAGAUGUCCUCACAGAUGACCUAAUAAGAAGAUAUUUUAAUGAGAGCUACAGCAAUGCGGAGAUUUUGGAUUUUUUAGCUUCUAAACACAAUGUGCACAUGAGCCUUCGCUCCUUGAAGAGGAAGCUGAAUAUGCUGUCUUUGUUCAGACAAAAGAACUACUCUACUCUUGCCAGUGUUUGUGGGGCCAUACAGGAGGAGUUAAAGGGUCCAGGGCAACACUAUGGCUACCGUUCAAUGUGGCAGACAUUGCGCCUAAAAUACUCGCUGACAGUUAGGAGGGAUGAUGUUAUGGCCCUGAUGAGAGAACUGGAUCCACAAGGAAUUCAACAUCGUGCAAGCAGAAGAUUUGUUAAGCGAGUUUACACUUCUGAUGGACCGAACCAUGUGUGGCAUGUGGAUGGAUACGAUAAGUUGAAACCAUACGGUUUUGGAAUCAGUGGCUGCAUAGAUGGAUACUCGCGAAAGGUGCUGUGGUUGAAAUGUGGAGCAAGCAACAAUGACCCAGUGGUCAUUGCCCAGAAUUACAUGAACUGCCUGACAGAAUAUGGAAUCAUUCCAAUGCGACUUCGUACUGACUGUGGCACUGAAAAUGGCACAAUGGCAGCAAUUCAGUGUGCCUUAAGAUCAUCUCACACUGACGACUAUGCUGGGGCUGCUAGUCAUUUGUAUGGCUCUUCAAUGGCAAACCAAAGAAUUGAAAGCUGGUGGUCUUAUUUUCGCAAACAAAGGUCUCAAUUUUGGAUGGACCUUAUGAAUGAUUUGAGAGAGCGAAAUCUCUUUAACAGCAGUCAUGAGCACACAUGCCUCCUGCGAUUUGCAUUUAUGGAUAUGCUACAACAUGACCUUGAUGAAUGCAGAAAAAAGUGGAACACUCAUACAAUAAGACCUGCUAAACAGUCUCGUUGUCCAUCUGGGAAACCAGAGGUCAUGUACAGCCUACCUCACAGGUUUGGUGGAACUGACUGUGGGUUUCCGGUUUCACUGGAGGAACUGGGGCCAUUUCAGAUUGAGGCAACACACAGUUCAUGUGGAGAUCGUCAUCUCCAGUCACACUUUGAGGAUCUACAAAGACAGAGUGGUCUAAUGCAGCCAAUGACCUGGGAGACCUGUGUGGAACUUUAUAUUAGAUUGAAGAACAUGGCUGAGUUGUAACAUCACUAAUACAGGUUCUGCUGCAUGGGAAGCGAGACACCCUUUGAAACACCAACUUUGGUCUUGGCUUAAUCCCAGAUGGGGGCAGAGAACAGAGUCCUGUGGCGAACAUCAGGAUGUCAGGGAGGGAGAGUCCUGUUUGUUUAUCUU
Boleophthalmus pectinirostris (great blue-spotted mudskipper) is the source of this 1728-nucleotide messenger RNA. RefSeq lists its product as uncharacterized. The transcript is spliced from 6 exons. The record is from RefSeq and is a predicted model, not a curated record. The coding region runs from base 82 to 1578 and encodes 498 amino acids. Lineage: Eukaryota; Metazoa; Chordata; Actinopteri; Gobiiformes; Gobiidae.